GCGGUUUCUCAGAGCCCGCCUUCGUCGAAGAUGCGGCCGCUGCCUAUGAGUGGCUCGUGACGUAUGCGACCUCCGAGAAUUCGGUGGUGGAUCCCUCUCGGAUUUUCGUCUUCGGGCGCUCGCUGGGCGGCUGCGUCACGGUGCGACUGGUAGCUCAUCUUCUUGGCGCUUCGCCGCACCUACGCCAGCCACUAGGUUGCGCACAGUCGCCGACGCUGCCGCUGCCCGCAGGACUGAUCCUUGAGAACUCUCCCUCUUCGAUCUCGGCUGUGGUGCGGCACCUGCUGCCCCCACUGAGGUGGCUGCCUCCGAGCCUCCUCUCGUGGCCCCUGCUGUUGGAUGAAUGGCGGAGCAGGGACUGGCUCGACUGGAUCGGUGGAGGCUUGGCGGAGUUGCCGGAAAGGCCGAAGGCGCGCCUCGCCGUUUGCCUCCUCUCUGCGGCCAGCGAUCAGGUUGUGCCACCCUCCUGCAUGUCCGACCUCUGCCACACUGCGCAGAGCCACGGUGCUACUCUUAACACCUGGUUCCACAGUUUUGCCAGGGGCGAGCACAUGAACACGUACAUCCUCGCUGGCGAUGCCUAUUGGGAUCCUCUCAAUGACUUCGUCCACCGCCGAUUUGCGAGUACUGAGAAGGCAUAG
Molecule: messenger RNA, 641 nt
Organism: Symbiodinium necroappetens
Lineage: Eukaryota; Dinophyceae; Suessiales; Symbiodiniaceae
Source: the annotation of a GenBank genome assembly